Messenger RNA from Naegleria fowleri, 1314 nucleotides. RefSeq lists its product as uncharacterized. The record is from RefSeq and is a predicted model, not a curated record. The coding region runs from base 1 to 1314 and encodes 437 amino acids. NCBI's taxonomy places the organism in Eukaryota, Heterolobosea, Eutetramitea, Acrasida, Naegleriidae. The transcript has a single exon.
AUGAAAUUUCUCUCCGAACAAGAUCUCUUCCAUUCCUCGAUUACCACCUCCUCCUCCUCCUCUGCUUCUCUCAAUUCCAUCAUCCUUGGUGAAUUGGAUCACGACUCAUCACCUCCUAUCUUUUCUUCCGAGCCAUUAAUUUCAUUUCAAUCACAACAACAAUCAUCUUUAGCAAUGACCUCUCCUCUCCGAACACAGAAACCACACCGAGAAUCUCAACAAGCAGUACAAACACUUGAUUCUCCUCUCGUCAUUCAAAAGAAUCUUUUCAAUUAUAACACUGAAAAGGAUGAAGAUGAGGUUUUUCUCUUAUCAUCCUCUUCACGUGGUAGUAAUAACAACACCAAUGACAAUACCAACAAUAAGUGUGUCUGCUCACCACCAAAACAGAACAGCAGUGAUACUCUUAAUUAUUCCAAUCAUCAUCAUCAUGUUGAUCUUCCUCCUCUUGAGGAAAUCAAUAAGGAAAAUUUGAAUCAUAAUAAUAGAUUUGACCAAACCACCACCACCACCACCAAAACAAUAACAAUAACAACAGAAGUGGUUGCUCCUCCAAAAACAAUUAGCACACCAAAAGCCAUCCGAGGAAUAUCCUCCAACAGCAAUACCACCAGCAGCACUGCUCCGUCGUGGUGUUUAUCCUCAACAAUAGAUCCAUCUUUCUCAUCACCCAUGUCCUCACCUUUGCCAUCACAACAACGAAGAGCUCGCCAAUCUUCUCUGUCCUCUUCCAUGUCCAAACUCGAUUUACGGACACCACCAUCGUCUUCCACACGACGACGAAAGGCAAUGAUGAAUUCAAGUCCUUCUUUAAGAGGUGUUUCAAGAGAUGUUGUGGAAUCGUUAUCUCCAAUCUUAAAAUCCACAGAAGUGCCACAAUCCACAUUGAAACGAAAGGAAGCAUCAUCCAACAACCACAACAGCAAUGGCACAACGAGUGGUUUUAAUUUUAAUAACAUUUUCACACCUCCUGCAACAUGGAAAAAGAAAAAAGUAGUUGGAAUUGUUGAUGAAAUGUCACAGCAAGAAGAAGAUCACCUCUUGGAAAUAUCUGUGCUCGAUUUAUUUAAAACGCCACCACCUGUGAAGAACAAAUCAAAGACGACGAUGGGUGUUCUCGACGAUGAUGAUCAUGGUGAUGAUGAUGUAUUGAAAUGUGUCAUGACAAAUUUGACACGACCUGGAGAUGAUGAUGCCCAAUCAAUUUUUGAAAAAGAAGAUGGUGAAGAUUUGGUGACACGUGUGACGUUCUUACCAACAAACAAGAUCAAGUCAUCCAUUGCCCUAGCUCAACAAGAAGAACCUUUUGAAUAG